Cornus florida is the source of this 1660-nucleotide messenger RNA. RefSeq names its product magnesium transporter MRS2-1. Gene Ontology annotation, molecular function: magnesium ion transmembrane transporter activity. Gene Ontology annotation, biological process: transmembrane transport; magnesium ion transport. The transcript has 5 exons. The coding region runs from base 140 to 1486 and encodes 448 amino acids. Lineage: Eukaryota; Viridiplantae; Streptophyta; Magnoliopsida; Cornales; Cornaceae. Gene Ontology annotation, cellular component: membrane. The record is from RefSeq and is a predicted model, not a curated record.
CAAUUUAUCGGUGAGCUCUUUUUCUUUAUAUUUUAUUGCUCUUCUUGAGCUUGAACUUUUGGACAUGCCCGCACAGUAGAGUUCUAUCUAUGUCUUGUAUAGUUUUCUUGCAGCACUCAAAGUCACUCCUCCUUCGCAGAUGGCGGACCUCAAAGAACGCCUUCUUCCGCCAAAACCCGCAUCGGCCAUAAACCUCCGAGACACAUCCUACCGUCCGUCGGCGUCCGGCCGUCAACCCUUCCAUGGAGUCGACGUUAUGGGCCUCAAGAAGCGAGGCCAAGGCCUUCGCUCAUGGAUUCGCGUUGACGCAUUCGGCAACUCCCAGAUCAUCGAGGUCGACAAGUUCACCAUGAUGCGUCGCUGCGACCUCCCCGCUCGCGAUCUCCGCUUGCUCGAUCCACUCUUCGUCUACCCAUCGACGAUUCUUGGUCGAGAGAAGGCGAUAGUGGUGAAUUUGGAGCAGAUUAGGUGUAUAAUCACCGCUGAUGAGGUUUUGCUCCUGAAUUCUCUUGACAGUUAUGUGUUGCAGUAUGUGGUGGAGUUGCAGAGGCGAUUGACGAGUGGUGGGGGUGUGAGUGAGGUUUGGCAAUCGGAGGGUGCUGAACUGGGUCGGAGCCGGAGAGGGAAUGGUAGUCGGAAUUUUGACAAUAUGUUUGGGAAUACAUCGCCUGAUUACUUGCCCUUUGAGUUUAGGGCUCUUGAAGUUGCUCUAGAGGCUGCUUGUACGUUUCUUGAUUCUCAGGCAGCAGAAUUAGAAAUUGAAGCAUAUCCGCUGCUAGAUGAACUUACGUCAAAGAUCAGUACCUUAAACUUGGAACGUGUUCGUCGAUUGAAAAGCAGACUUGUUGCAUUGACUAGGAGAGUUCAAAAGGUUAGAGAUGAGAUAGAGCAGCUAAUGGAUGACGAUGGAGAUAUGGCUGAAAUGUAUCUCACUGAGAAGAAAAAGCGGAUGGAAUCAUCAUUUUAUGGUGAUCAAUCUUUGAUGGGAUUCAGAUCAACUGAUGGUGCGUUGUCUGUUUCUGCUCCAGUUUCUCCUGUCUCUUCGCCCCCAGAUUCUAGGAAGCUCGAGAAAAGCUUGAGCAUCGCAAGGAGCAGGCAUGACAGCAUGAGAAGUACAGAAAGUGCUACAGAUAGUAUAGAAGAGCUAGAGAUGUUGUUGGAGGCUUACUUUGUCGUCAUUGACAGCACCCUCAACAAGCUGACUUCGCUGAAGGAGUACAUUGAUGAUACAGAGGAUUUCAUUAACAUUCAGCUGGAUAAUGUCCGUAACCAGCUUAUUCAAUUCGAGCUGCUGCUUACGACUGCAACAUUUGUUGUUGCCAUCUUUGGAGUGGUAGCAGGGAUAUUUGGCAUGAAUUUUGAAAUACCGUUGUUUGAAGACCCAAGUGCAUUCAAGUGGGUCCUAAUAAUCACAGGAAUAACAGGGUUUGUCAUAUUUUUUUCAUUUUGUUGGUUUUUCAAGCAUAGAAGACUGAUGCCGCUGUAGACUGUGAAGGAAAUCACAAUCGGUGAAGCUGGGAAAUGCUACAAGUAUUAUUAAUUGUCAUUAUUUACUUGUGUUACUUGGUAGACCAAUGGAAAAAUAGGAAAUGAAAAGGUUGCUCUCUUUUUCGAGCAAUUCUAUAUAUAAAAUUUAGCCUCAAUUUUUCAAUUGUAUAAA